Messenger RNA from Bactrocera dorsalis (oriental fruit fly), 1732 nucleotides. RefSeq lists its product as uncharacterized. NCBI's taxonomy places the organism in Eukaryota, Metazoa, Arthropoda, Insecta, Diptera, Tephritidae. The record is from RefSeq and is a predicted model, not a curated record. The transcript is spliced from 4 exons. The coding region runs from base 358 to 810 and encodes 150 amino acids.
UAUAACUACACCCCACACAUACACACCAUAAUCAACACAUCUUCACCCCACACUGCACAUCCUAUACUCAACACAUUGGCAUCAUGCGGAUCAUUUCCGGUCAUCCCACACUACGUACCACACUCAACACAUCAUCUUUUACACCACACCUUUCGCACCACACAUGAGGACACCACGCACAAUCAACAAAAGGAACUGGCGGACGAGGCCAAGUCUCCUUUUGAUACGAUCCGCGCGCAUAUACGGUUCUCCGUCAAACAACCAAGUUUUCUUCUUCAACCGACCGCAAAGUCAUCGCCAAAUCAAAGGCGUACAAAAACGGAAAGCACAACUCAGGAGCAGCUGCAACAUUACAUAAUGUUUUGCAAGCCGCAUCCUGAGUUGCAACGGGGGAAGCUAACUCCGACCAACCCUCAAGGGCUGCAAAUACUUUGGUCGGAGUUAGCAGAUAAUUUAAAUGCCUUAAGAGGUCCUACUCGGUCGGCAGCCAAGUGGAGGGAGUCAUUGAUGCAUUGGAAACAUCAGUUGCGAUCGCGAGCGCGCAAACUGAAGGCACAUGCGCAAGCGACUGGUGGAGGCCCUCCGAUAAAUGGAAUGAGCGAAUUCGAAGAGCAAGCAGUUUCAACUUUUGGAGCAGCAGCGGUGGAUGGAUUGCCGGCUGUUGUGACUUUGGGUCACCAGGUUUUGCCGUUGUAUUUAAAUACACCAACAGUCACAUCGCCUGCUCCAGCGCCAACACAACAGUCGCAUCGCCUGCUCCAGCAUCCUCGCCAGCAGUCACAUCGCCUGUUCCAGCUUUUCCUGCUCUAACUUUAAAUUUUUCUUCCUCGCCAUCACCUCAUUUUUCUUCGUCACCAUCACCUCCAUCUUCUUCCUUACCUCCUCCCAUCUUAUCUUCUCCUAUGCCAUCUCCUUCUUACAUCCCUCCUGAAAAAUUGACUGCAGCGAAGAUGCUUGGGACAGUGCUAAAGAAAAUGGAGGCUCGGGAAAAGCGAGAGGAGGAGGCCAUUGCUCGACAAAGGACAACUGUAGCGCAAAAUGUGCAGAUGACAGGGGUGCUGACCGAAAUGACAAAAGCACUAACCUCGCUGUCAGAGAUUAUGGCUAAAUUGUCAGAGAAAUUAGAUAAGUAACAAUAAAAAUGUAAAAAAAUAAAAAAAAAUUAAAUGAAAUAAAAUGAAUUAUUUAAUAAAUAAAAUAAAAUAAAAUGAAUUAUUUAAACAUAUGUAGAUGUCUUUUUAUUCAUUCUUAGAGGAAGUAAAAUGUACAGAGACAGUAAGUAGCUUACAUACAUAUAUGUACAUUAGAGUGGGUCAAUUUUUUUCUUGACAAAGCGGUUAUCAAAAUCGUAAACUACGAUGAAUUCUAAGAAAAUUUGCCCAAGAAACCAUGGGUCUAAAAUGAAAAUCGAGCCUCCGGUUUUUAGCGAGAAAAUUUCGUAUAUUGUAUUUUGUAAAAAAAAAUCCAAUUCCUAUUCCACUGUCGAUUGUUUGCUUGUUUUGUAGCUAUCGAAGCUAAUUUGCUCAAAUUUGGUAUGUGAUGUUGUAUUUAAGCAGAAAAUUCGACAGUACAGAAAUUUUUUAUAGGGGGCGUGGCACUGCCCACUUAUGAGUUCAUAUGCAUAUCUCUGGAACCACCCCACCGAUUACGUUCAAAUUUGGUAUACAUAUUACACAAUGCCUACUUAAGAGAUAUCUGGAAAAUGAUCGAAAUCGGAUAAUAACCACACCCA